AUGGCGCGCGUAAAGAUAUCGCAAAGUGGUGAAGGAGUACAGAGGGUGGUGGACGAGAGUUCGCCGUUGUUGUCGAAUACUCGACGGGGGUCGAGUUCAUCAGAAGUGGUCGAUUCGAGCGUCGAUGUCGAACAAGUAACUCCCGUUGCAACCGCCAGUGAUGAUCCCAAGCUACAAGCUCAAAAGACGUCGACUUGGGCAGUCGUCAAGAUAGUAUCUAUCCUGCUGGUUGGAACUUUCACUGCGAACGCCGAUGGCUCUUUGGUGAUGGCAACGCACCCAACGAUUGCCUCUGAAUUCGAUGAUCUCGAAAACUCUAGUUGGCUCUUUGUAUCGUUCGCGUUGGCAGGAGCGGCGACCCAGACUCUGUAUGGCAAGCUCAGUGACAUUUACGGGCGCCGUGCCCUGCUCAUGGUGGCUUAUACCUUGUUUUCCAUUGGAUGCGCAAUGGUCGGUGUCGGUCGCACAAUGUGGCAAGUCGUGCUCGGACGGGUCAUUUCAGGAUCUGGUGGCUCAGCACUGAACGUCCUUGGGCUGCUCUUGGUGACAGAUCUCGUCCCACUCCGUGACGUGGCUGCAUGGCAAGCAGGUAUUAAUCUGGCCGCAACAGUAGGACGAAGUCUUGGUGGACCUGUGGGAGGUUGGCUAGCCGACACCAUUGGGUGGCGAUGGUCGUUCCUCGGCCAGGCCCCCAUCUUCCUGCUUGCUGUCUUGUUGUGCUGGUUUUUCCUGCCAAAAGGCAAGCAAGUGGGGAAGGGAGAGGAAGGUGCUGAAGCAAGAGGCAAGCCCAUCGACAUCGAAAAGAGUUCUCUGGCGAGGAUCGACUUCCUCGGCGCUGCAUUGUUGGCACUCUUCAUCUUGACCUUUCUCCUCCCAAUUGAGAUUGGAGGUACCAAGAUACCGUGGAGCCACCCACUCAUCUUCAUUCUGUUUGGUGUAGCAGCCGUAUUUGGUGGCCUCUUUGCCGCCGUCGAGGAGUGGUGGGCCAAGGAGCCAAUCUUUCCCCUGGAACUGUUGAAGCAUCGCGACAUCAUCCUCACAUACGUCAUUAGCGGUGGGCAAGUCGCAGCUCAACUCGGCCUCAUGUUCUCCGUCCCGCUCUAUUUCCAGGUGACCCAGCGUGUGUCCAACACUGUUGCUGGAAUACAUCUCUUCCCUGCUGUCUUUGGGAAUGCCGUUGGUGGCGUCCUUGCUGGAUAUUUGAUCAGAAAAACUGGUCGUUACAAAUCUCUGUUGAUUAUUGCAACAGUCGCGUCGAUGUUCUCCUACUCGCUUUUGCUACUCCGGUGGCAUGGAGAUACCAAUGCUUGGGAGUCGCUUUACAUCGUGCCUGGUGGGUUUGGGGCUGGCCUGGUACAGUCGGCGGGAUUCAUCAGCAUUCAAGCCGCAGCCAACCCGAAGCACAAGGCAGCAGUGACGUCGGGAAUGUUUUUGACGUUCCAAAUCGGCAUGAUCCUCGGCCUGUCAUGUGUUAGUGCCGUCAUGAUGGAAACGAUGAGAUGGCGGCUAGAUGCAUUGCUGGAAGGCAUGGACCUCAGCGCAGUGGUGCGAAAGCAGAUUAUCGCAAAAGCCACGUCGAGCGUUGAUUACAUCGAUCAUGCGGAUAAAAAGGUUUCAGCAGCCGUCGUGCAGGCGUACGUCGAGGGUUUGGGCUUUAGCCACGGUUUCUCACUCAUCUCGUCAGCGCUGGCAUUAAUCGCGGCUGUUUUCGUAAGGGAGCAUAAGCUGUGA
Colletotrichum acutatum is the source of this 1731-nucleotide messenger RNA. Its product is annotated as major facilitator superfamily transporter. Gene Ontology annotation, biological process: transmembrane transport; basic amino acid transport. The record is from RefSeq and is a predicted model, not a curated record. NCBI's taxonomy places the organism in Eukaryota, Fungi, Ascomycota, Sordariomycetes, Glomerellales, Glomerellaceae. Bases 1 to 1731 code for a protein of 576 amino acids. Gene Ontology annotation, cellular component: fungal-type vacuole membrane. Gene Ontology annotation, molecular function: basic amino acid transmembrane transporter activity. The transcript is spliced from 7 exons.